This is a messenger RNA of Trichophyton rubrum CBS 118892, 2280 nucleotides long. RefSeq lists its product as uncharacterized. The coding region runs from base 1 to 2280 and encodes 759 amino acids. Gene Ontology annotation, molecular function: oligopeptide transmembrane transporter activity. NCBI's taxonomy places the organism in Eukaryota, Fungi, Ascomycota, Eurotiomycetes, Onygenales, Arthrodermataceae. The record is from RefSeq and is a predicted model, not a curated record. Gene Ontology annotation, cellular component: fungal-type vacuole membrane. The transcript has 2 exons.
AUGGAGGCCGGCGGUAACAGCACUCGCAGGGACGAGGAUACGCUGGAAACGCUGGAAACACAGGUCGAAGAAGACGAUGCCCCGCCCACGACGUAUGCCCAGAGCUUCACGCCGCGGUCAUUGCUCGUUGGUCUCGCCAUUGGGGCGCUGAUAACCUUCUCAAACACCUAUUUUGGGCUGCAGACAGGAUGGAUCAGUGUCAUGACGAUGCCCUCGUCACUGAUCGGGUUUGCCGUCUUCAGGUCACUCUCCCGCCAUCUUUCGUUCCCGUUUACGCCGGUCGAGAAUGUUCUGAUACAGACGGUGGCCGGCGCCGUAGGGACGAUGCCCCUGGGAUGCGGCUUCGUGGGCGUCAUUCCGGCCCUGGAGUAUCUGCUCCGGCCAGGACCUGACGGCCCUAUGGACGGGAGUGAUGGUGGUGACGGCGAAGGCGGGCCCUUGAAGCUGGCAUCAUGGAAGCUGAUUGUCUGGAGCUUGGGCGUUUGUCUGUUUGGCGUCAUCUUCGCGGUGCCUCUAAGAAAGGAGGUUAUAGUGCGGGAAAAGCUCAAGUUCCCCAGUGGUACAGCGACGGCUCUCAUGAUAAAUGUGUUACAUGGCGCAACCAAACCGGUUGAUAAGGGCAAAGGGACUACAAGGAGGCUGAACCACUCCACUGACAGUCCGGCAGAGACUGAGCGGCUAUUGGCAUCCAACGACAUUGCAGGUGUCACCCUGGAGCAUCUAGAAGCAGACAGAAGAAGAAAACAUGAAUGGAAGGCUAAAAUUAGAAUGCUGCUUCUUGCAUUCGGUGUAUCUGCCAUCUAUACCCUUCUGUCGUAUUUUGCGCCGGUGCUCCGUAAUCUGCCGGUAUUCGGACUUCCCCUGGCAAAUCAAUGGUUAUGGACCUUGAAUCCAUCACCUGCGUACAUCGGGCAGGGCAUCAUUAUGGGACCUUCCACAUCUCUUCAUAUGCUGCUCGGUGCCGUAAUCGGAUGGGCUAUACUCUCCCCUCUAGCAAAGCAUAAUGGCUGGGCGCCAGGCCCGGUAAAUAGCUGGGAGACUGGCAGCAAAGGUUGGAUAGUUUGGGUCUCCCUGGCAAUUAUGCUUGCUGAUUCAAUCAUCAAUUUGGCCUGGUUGGCAAUUCGACCACUCGUCAAUCAAGGCCCUGGAUUUGUCGUGCGUCUUCAGUAUGAGAUCAGACGAAAACAGUUCUGGACAGGUCUGUUUAGCAGAAGCACUCCGUCCAGCCCUGGCUACACUGCCAUACAUGCGCGAGAAGGCCGUGACCCAAAGGGGGAAGACUACGAUGCUCCCCCAUCCGAACUUAUAUCUAACCGUACAAUCGCGAUACUGCUUCCCCUUGCGCUAAUUCUAAACGUCGUAUGCAUGCGCAUAGCGUUUGGUGACAUAAUAUCUCCUUUUCUUUCAAUUGCGGCUACACUCCUCGCUCUUCUUCUCUCCAUAAUGGGUGUCCGCGCCUUGGGAGAAACUGACCUCAACCCUGUAUCUGGCAUCAGCAAACUCACUCAGCUUAUUUUUGCUGUAGCCACUCCCGCGAGCCACCAUACAUGCCGCAGUGCAAUAGUUGCUAAUCUCCUUGCGGGUGCUGUGUCUGAGUCUGGAGCUCUGCAGGCAGGCGACAUGAUGCAGGAUCUGAAGACAGGCCACCUCCUCGGCGCCAGCCCCAAGGCGCAGUUCUAUGGCCAGGCCAUUGGAAGUGUCGUUGGUGCUAUCAUCUCAGUUGGCGUGUAUAAGCUCUACGUCAACGUCUACCCAGUUCCCGGACCUAUGUUCGAGGUCCCGACUGGAUAUGUUUGGAUAUUUACUGCGCGACUUGUGACCGGCCAAGGUCUUCCAGAAAUGGCAUGGCCAGCCGCCGGUAUUGCCUGCAUAAUAUUCACCAUUACCACCAUCCUGAGAAUUGUCGGAACAGUCUCCGGCCCCGCCGGUAGUAAAGGCCCGGUAUUUGCCCCUUGGCGUGCUUGGGUGCCCGGUGGCAUUGCUGUUGCCGUUGGGAUGUACAAUGUUCCUUCAUUCACCUUAGCCAGAGCAAUUGGAGGUAUAAUUGCUCUUAUUUGGCAAUAUCGUUCCAUAAUUAUGCGAGAUCGUCUUGCUCUAUCCAAAGCACAAAGCGCCAGUUCACCAGAUGGUGAAGAACAGGAGGCACACAAGCCGCUAGAUAACGACGAAGAUUCAACUUCAUCAACGAUAGUUAUUCUAGCGUCGGGUCUUAUUCUUGGUGAAGGUAUCGUCAGCAUCCUAAACCUGAUACUAGCGAGCGCAAAGGUUCCGCACCUCUGA